AUGACGGAAGCCACAAGCACAGCAGCACCUUCCAAGAAGCUCUCCCGCCGCCGGUCCUCCAAGCGGAAGGGCUGGGCGGCAGUGACGUCAUCAUGGGCGGCGGUGUUUGUCGUGGCGCUGGGCCUGCUGACGUGGACGCUGUACCUGUACUCUGCCACCCACCGCCUGAUCUCUCCGCCAUCUACCUCUGGCUCAACUUUUUCCUCACCUCGCAAGCUGCAGCAGGUCGUGAUCCCCCCUCCCCCCUCCCCCCUCUCCCGUCUCCCCCUUCUCCGUGCUCUCUCUGCCCCCCCACCUCCCCCUGCCCCCCCUCCUCCCCCUGCCCCCCCUCCUCCCCCUGCCCCCCCUCCUCCCCCUGCCCCCCCUCCUCCCCCUGCCCUGCCUCCUCUCCCUGUCCUCCCUUCUCUUCCUUUUCCACUCCCUCUCCCCCCUCCCCUCGUUUUCUUUUCUCCCUCCCUCCGUCGCUCUCUUUCCUCUCAUUCCUCUCCCUCCUCUCUCCUUUUCUUUCUCCUCUCCCUGCCCUCCCUCCUUUCUUUUUAA
Closterium sp. Yama58-4 is the source of this 540-nucleotide messenger RNA. Lineage: Eukaryota; Viridiplantae; Streptophyta; Zygnematophyceae; Desmidiales; Closteriaceae. The record is from the annotation of a GenBank genome assembly.